Messenger RNA from Betta splendens (Siamese fighting fish), 524 nucleotides. RefSeq names its product RNA polymerase II, I and III subunit K (gene polr2k). Gene Ontology annotation, biological process: DNA-templated transcription. The record is from RefSeq and is a predicted model, not a curated record. Bases 148 to 324 code for a protein of 58 amino acids. Gene Ontology annotation, cellular component: RNA polymerase I complex; RNA polymerase III complex; RNA polymerase II, core complex. The transcript is spliced from 4 exons. Gene Ontology annotation, molecular function: DNA-directed RNA polymerase activity; DNA binding; zinc ion binding. NCBI's taxonomy places the organism in Eukaryota, Metazoa, Chordata, Actinopteri, Anabantiformes, Osphronemidae.
AUUUUGUGGCAUAUUUUAGGUCAGUAGCAAUAUAAACAAAACAAAAUCUUCUAACCAACCACAAAGCAGUUUACUGCGACGUGUGUUGGGAGUUUCUACGCAUGUGCAGACAGGAAACAUUGUGUGUGGCGAAAAGAGAGGAUUAAAAUGGACGCACAAAAGGAUAUGCAACCACCUAAGCAACAACCUAUGAUCUACAUAUGUGGAGAAUGUCACACUGAAAAUGAAAUUAAGGCCCGCGAUCCAAUCCGAUGCAGGGAGUGUGGCUACAGGAUCAUGUACAAGAAGAGGACAAAGCGAUUGGUUGUUUUUGAUGCCCGAUAAUGGAAAUUAAGAGAGCUGUUAUUUCAGUUGUUAUUGUUUUCUAUAAUUGCAUUGUAAGGCUUUGUAAAUAAAUAUACUCACAAACUCCCCAGGUUUCAGAAAUGUGGUUAAAUUCAAUCUUUUUAUGUCAACAAACCCUAGCUGUUUUUUGUGAUAGGGUGUCCACUGAAAGUUUUUUUUUUAAUAAAUCAUUGACCUUG